Phragmites australis (common reed) is the source of this 810-nucleotide messenger RNA. RefSeq lists its product as uncharacterized. The transcript is spliced from 2 exons. The record is from RefSeq and is a predicted model, not a curated record. The coding region runs from base 136 to 627 and encodes 163 amino acids. NCBI's taxonomy places the organism in Eukaryota, Viridiplantae, Streptophyta, Magnoliopsida, Poales, Poaceae. Gene Ontology annotation, molecular function: acyltransferase activity, transferring groups other than amino-acyl groups.
AGAUUUCUAAGUUUGCUCACUGCGGGACUACGAGAUUUUGGUCCUAUCACGGUUUGGUUGCCAAGUGAAAAAGAAACAAGAGCGGGGUGCAAAUAGCAAAACGAAGUUCCCUCCUCCCCACACGACCAAGGAGCCAUGGCGGCGGCCGCUACAGCAACGAUACUCGAGCUGGAUCCCUCGCACGAGCGAGCCGGCCGCGUCAUCGAAGACAUCGUGCGGCUGGAGAGGAGGAUCUUCCCGAAGCACGAGUCGCUGGCGCGAUCCCUCCACGACGAGCUCCAGCGCCGGAACUCCGGCCUGAUCUACUUGACAUCCAGCGCCGCUGGAGACGACGGCGACGAGGUCGUUGGGUACGCCAUGUACACCUGCCCCACCACCCUCUGCGCCACCAUCACCAAGCUCGCCGUGAAGGAGAGCCGCAGGCGGCAGGGCCACGGCGAGGCGCUGCUGAAUGCCGCCGUGGAGCGGUGCCGGAGGCGGAGGGUCCAGCGGGUGUCCCUGCACGUCGACCCGGCGAGGACGGCCGCCGUCGCGCUGUACCGGAAGGCCGGGUUCCAGGUCGACGCCACCAUCGAGGGCUACUACGCGCCGCGGAGGAACGCCUACCGUAUGUACAUAGAUCUGUAGGGAUCAAAAGGCCGAGCACGAGGAGGCAUUUCUCAUCAUGAAUAAAUUGAUGAUUUGCCAUUUUGAUUAUGAUGUCACUAAUAUUAAUGAAAUAUAAGGUCAUCUGAGUUAAAGACCGUACGAAAUUACUUUUUGAUAGUGGCUAAAAAAUCAAUCCCCAUCAUGAGAGAAUGGAGUUUGCUU